This is a messenger RNA of Acanthopagrus latus (yellowfin seabream), 1995 nucleotides long. It is a transcript of the gene cbx8b, whose product is annotated as chromobox homolog 8b. The coding region runs from base 133 to 1242 and encodes 369 amino acids. The record is from RefSeq and is a predicted model, not a curated record. The transcript is spliced from 5 exons. Lineage: Eukaryota; Metazoa; Chordata; Actinopteri; Spariformes; Sparidae.
CUGCGCUGACGUCCAUUCGUUCGGGAGUAUUAUGGUCUGUCGGGAAUUCAGAGUGGCUGGGACUGGAGAAAAAUAUCUGCUCUGCUAACGUUAGCGUCCACCGAGCUAACGGUAGGUAGCACUGGAGUAAACAUGGAGCUGUCUGCCGUCGGGGAGAGGGUGUUCGCUGCCGAGUCUAUCAUCAAACGGAGGAUAAGGAAGGGUCGGAUUGAAUACCUUGUGAAAUGGAAGGGCUGGUCUCCCAAAUACAGCACUUGGGAGCCAGAGGAAAAUAUUUUGGACUCGCGCCUGUUUGCCGCUUUUGAGCAGAGGGAGCGGGAGCGGGAGCUGUAUGGGCCCAAAAAGAGGGGACCGAAACCCAAGACAUUUCUGCUUAAGGCUCAGGCUAAAGUCAAAGCCAAGUCCUAUGAAUUCAGGAGCGAGGCGGUUCGAGGGAUGCACAUCACCUACCCAACCCCAGAGCCCAUUGUCACCCCCAGGGCCAGAGAGGGCCUGAGAGCUGUUGUUCCCACCAUCUUCCCACCAAGUACUAUCAAUCGCGGAGAAAGUGUCCGUGUCCGACCAUCAGAACUGUGCACACGUGAACUUCAGCAGACCUCCCUUCAGCAAACCGGUCCAGAUGGACUCAUCCAUGUACCCAAAAAAAGAGGCCCGAAGCCGAAGCCCCGCUUUAAGGACAGCGGUGCUGGACCCGUGGUCUCCGAGCCCCACAAGAGGAGAGCAGAGGAGCAGGUGAGCCACAUCCCUCACAAACUGGCUAAGCUCCAGGGGGGUGAGGAGAUGAGGCUGGUCAAAGUAUCACACAGACAUCCAGACUACCACGGUCAUAAACACCACCACCAUCACCACCACCACCAUCACCACACACACAACCGGGGAAUCUCCGGUGGAAGCUCCUACAAGCAGUUCUACUCGGAGCGCAGCCUGCACCCACACAGAACAGACACAGACCCUCACAGGACUAAGGACAGCUCCAGCUACCUGGCACCUCCACACUUCAAGCACCAGUCCAAAAUGAGCCAGAGCCUGAGCCGCCCCGCAGACCUGCCACAGAUGGAAAAGCCUUACUUCUUGGACAGGCCGUCCCCUACCAGGCUCGACGUCGACCUGGACGAAGUGACGUGGAGGCCCUCCCUCGGCAACGUGGAGAAGGUCCUGGUGACAGACGUGACCACCAACUUCCUGACCGUCACCAUCAAGGAGAGCAGCACCUCUAAAGGCUUCUUCAAAGGCAAAAGAUGAUGGACUGAUUUCUGUGCGCUAUGCUUUGCUUCCUCUGAAGUUUAUAUGUCAUGGUGUGAUUGUUAGGCAAAGCAGUUUUUGUAUGUAAUGUAUAAAAACAAAUUACAUAUUGUGCAUAUGUGUGUGUAUAUAUUAUAAAAUUGGACAUCUGUUUAAUGUAUUGACCAAAUCAAAUGAAGUCAAUUUCACAAGUUGCAUUGGUUAAACAUGAAUGAGUUGUUUCCUUUGCAGCAGCAGGCUACUUUCUGUACAGAGUUUGUGAAUUUUCUUGUUUUGCAACUGUAACUAACUAGAAUGUAUUUUUUCACUCUCAUAUCUACCAGCCUCGGCUCAUGUCAGUAAAUCAUGAGAAGCAAGGCAAUGGUUAGAUAUUAAACUCAGUCUGUGGAUUGAAUAUUUCCACUAUAAUUUGAACCAAUUAGACUGAAUAUACCUUGUUCAAUUCAACGGGGCUGAUAUUUAAAAAUUGACUCAAGCACUUUGAUUUCAAAAGUAUUAAAGAAAUAAUCUGUUUGUGUUGCGUUCAGAGACCGAGUCCAUGUCGGGAGUUUUUGUAGUGUCUAACAUUUCAAAUUGUAAGAUAAAUGAAUACAUUCAACAGGGACACUCUGUGCAUAUAACUACGUUUUUCCAUUAACAUAGUAUAUUUUACAUUUUCAUAGAAAACCUUCAUGAAGCUUUAAUGUAAUAAUUAAAGAGUUGGUGUUAAAUUGCUUUUUAGACGCUUUUCAAUAAAUCCUUUGAAUUUUCUCA